AUUAUUAAUAUUAAUUUUUAUACACGCUACACGGAAGUUCUGCCCCUCCCAGCUGAGCAGCCACUGUUUAUAGCAGCAGUGGACGUGAGAAGGGCUCUGCAGGCAAUCAGUCCCCGGAAGCUGGCCGGGCCGGGAAACGUACCAGGCCAAGUACCCGGAGACUGCACCCAGUUCACUCACAUCUUCAACACUAAGACUGCUGUCCCCGUAUGCUUUAAAUCGGCCACCAUAGCAAAGAGCUAUGAAGAGCUUUGAAAAGUUGGUCAUGGCGCGAAUUAAAAAAACCAUUCCUGCCACACUGGACACUCAGCACUAUGCUGACCAACAGGACCGCUCUAUGACAAAUGCCAGAGCGUCUGUAACGCAGCCGGCUCUGACACAGCUCGACAAGGCACUUUCAUCAGAUUGCUCUUUCUGGAUUUCGGGGCAGCGUUCAACACGGGUGAAGAAACUCCCACUCCUCGUUCCUGUUCUACUCUGACUCUGGGUGUUGGACUUCCAAACCGACGGAGCUCAGACAGUCCGGAUGCACAGCCGCUCCUCCCUCCUCAUGUUUAACACGGCCCCCUGCCCCAGGGCUGUCUGCUCACACAGGACUGCACGGUCAAACGCACGAGGUCAUCACCAUCAACGACGAGACGGGCAGGUGGAAGAGGCUCCAGGCAAACGACAAUGACAACAAAAGAGAUGGUAAACUACCCCAGCAUCACUCACACCCCUCUUUACAUCAGCAGUGGAAAAUGUGUGAAGUUUCAAACUCCAGGGAGCGCAUGGUCCCAGAACACAUCCUCUACCUUCUGAAGAGUCAUCAGGGUGACAUAUUCUGAAAGGUGCUGGUAAAAGGCCAGUAACAUCACUGAGGAUCCCAUCCACGGCGAGACCAGCAGAUUCAAACACCGUAACUUCUCCCAAAGCAGCCAACCCACCCUAAUGCCCCCAAUCAGCGCUGUUUUAUUACUUCCUGGACAUACAAUCCAUGUAUACAAACUAGCUUAUGUAUCUGUAUUUCGGUUUCUAUUGUCGCGUUUCUUAUCUUUUAUAAUCGGACCUAGAGUUCAAUUUUUUUUUGCACUGGUAUACGGGAAAUGAGAUGAAAGAAUCUUGAAUAAGCUGGUUAUUUACACCCUUAGUUACCGCUAACCCUGUCUUUGCCAGAUAGGGGUCGGGACAAGGGCGGGGCUUGGUGGUUGAUUGACAGGAGGAGAGAGGCAUCUUUGCGUCAUGGAAACAAGGGAAAGGGGCGGGGUCCGAAGUUGAUUGACAGCGGGUUGAAAGCUGCUGCCCGGCGUCGGCUGGUUACGGGUCGCGCUUGGGGCUCCGCCCGUCGGCCGCGAUCUCGAAAUGGGCGGCGGCAGUGGCAGUGGCAGCGAUAGUGGCGGAGGCUUCUCCGCUUGAGCAGUGGUGAUGCCGGCAGCGGGAGUUUGAUGAAAAGCCCCGAGAGCGCGGCGGCUCCGGUCACGGAGCUGGAGCCCGGACCCGGCCUGAGGGAGAUGACGGGCAACCUCCGGCUGAGGGAGCCGAGCCCAUGUCCGGCAGCAUUCCAGCCCGAGGCCGCGGACCUACGCCCGGCCUCCAGCUGCAGGCCCAUCCCCCGGCUGAUCGUGACCCAGGACGAGUCGCUGGCCAGGGUCGAAGGGGUGGCCGAGGACGAGGAGUCGCCGUCGUCGGACAGUGGCUGCGGCGGCUCGCCCGCCCCGUCGCUGCUGCUCCGCAAGUUGUCGGGCUCGUCGCUGUCCUCGGCCGGACACUCGUCCUCCUUCGAGGAGUCCGAGGACGACUUCAGCCCCUGCAGUGACGCCGAGGGUCAGCAGCCGCAGUACCUGAGCCUGGACGACGGCCUCGGGAACAAGUCGUGGAAGAAGCUGAAAACGAUGGUGCACUGGUCCCCAUUUGUUGUCUCCUUCAAGAAGCGCUAUCCAUGGGUGCAGUUAGCAGGACAUGCAGGGAACUUCAAAGCUGGAGAUUAUGGUAAGAUCCUGAAAAAGUAUUGUGAGUGUGAGCAUCAGUGCCUGGAGUCCCUGAUGAAGGAUCCACUGCUGCGCCCCUAUGUGCCUGGCUACUAUGGAGUGGUGGACAAAGAUGGAGAAAGUUAUAACCAGAUGGAUGACUUGUUGUCGGAAUUUGAUUCCCCUUCAAUCAUGGACUGCAAGAUGGGAGUGAGGACCUACCUGGAAGAGGAGUUGACCAAAGCUCGUGAGAAGCCCAAGCUCCGGAACGAUAUGUAUGAGAAGAUGAUAGCAGUGGAUCCAAAUGCACCCACAGAAGAGGAGCAUGAGAAGAAGGCCAUUUUGAAGCCACGUUACAUGCAAUGGCGGGAGACGCUUAGUUCUACUGCAACACUAGGAUUCAGGAUAGAAGGCAUCAGGAAGGCUGAUGGGACAUGUAACACAAACUUUAAGAAAACCAAACUCAAGGAGCAGGUUACGGCAGCACUGGAAGAUUUUGUGGACAACAAUAAAAACAUUUUGAGAAAGUAUUUGACAAGAUUAAAAGACUUGAGGAUUGCGUUGGAAGGCUCAGAGUUUUUCAGGACUCACGAGGUGGUGGGAAGUUCCCUUUUGUUUGUCCAUGAUGACUCGGGGAUGGCCAAAGUUUGGAUGAUCGACUUUGGGAAGACAGUACUGUUACCCGAUCAAGAGACACUGAACCACAGGGUAGCCUGGGUGGAGGGUAACCGGGAGGACGGCUACCUGUGGGGACUUGAUAACCUCAUCAAUAUCAUCAGCGCGAUGGUGAAGGAGUGACUCAUUGUGGCAGCCCUCUUGGGCAUUCCGUUCACAGCUGGUCUUUUGAACAAUGCACAGUCUCUGCACAGGGAGUGCUUCUUGUCUUGGGUAGUAUUUUUCUCACCUCUAGGCAGGAGUGAUGUUCGCUGCGUUAGCCAGGAACACAAGCACACCUGGGAGGAUGUGGAAGGGGUGCUCACUGGAAAUGGGAGGGUUGGGGGAAGAACUGAGUGGGUUUAAACAUGGGUGAACAAACCCAGGUCAAGGGUGUGCCUGUGAUCUGCGGGGGUUCUGUGUGCUGCGGCCAAGUUGUGAAGGUGUCGCUCCUGAGCAUGGCACUGAGCCUCUGACCUCGGGUGAAGUGAGAGGCAAGACUGCGAUUUGAACUUUAAGCUGCAGUGACGACGACUGGCAACAACCAGGCAUUUUGGGGCUUCAGGACAACUGGCUGAGUCAGUGAACUUUCUUUAAUCUGCAACUGAAGAGGAAACACUGGAGAGAUGCAGAGCUAUCUCUGAUUUUAAUUCCUAGGUUUGCAUAAUAUAUUUUUUUAAAAGCUGUAAAACUGUUCCGAAAACCACUCAGAGGUCAAUCACAUGUAUAUGCAUUUGAAAUAUUUUCCUGUUCUUGCUCAGUUUGCCUUGUCUGUGACAUGCUGUGAUGCAAUGGAUUCACAUUUCCUAUUGCUUUACACCUUUCCCCUACUCCAGACAAGUUCAGGGGAGUUGUUAGUGGCCUGCUGUCUGAGUGUUGAGGCCAAGGGCAGGGCAGUCGGAGUCCGUACUUAGUGCAAGCUAGGUGAAAUUGCCCGAGACAAGUAUUCUUAGAGUUCAUAGUGAAACAUUUUAUGGAUAGUGUAAAUUUGUAAUAACAUGUUUAAUUUUUUAUUAAGUUUUAUUGAAAGAAAACUAACCUGUAAGCUGAAGUUGAAUUUUAAACGGGUGGAGUUGAGUAGAAAAAGAUUUUCAGAGUGUUUAUGGUGAGACUAUGGGCUCUGUUCCAUUGCAAUUCUAUUCUGUAGCUAGUGAGAACUCCAUCCGAGCUGGUCAGUAACACUGGAGACAUGGCAUGCUGUUGAGCUUGCAGACUACACAAGUCCCAUUUCAAGAUUUGGGCAACAAGCUUCUGAAUAAGCCCAUCUCGAGAUCACAGGGUUAGAGAAGACUCAUUCUCAGGUCUUAAAUCCAUUGAGCACAGCAUUUAACCUGAGGAGCCUUCACCAUAAUGUUGCUCUGAAAUUUUCCCCGCCAGUAGAUUCCACUGCUCAAGCUGGUUGCUCAUGUGUUUUGAGUGGGUGCAGAGUGCAUUCUGUGGGUGUGGAUGCAGGUGGGGGCAGGGGGAGAAGAUGUUUGACAUUUUAGUUAAUCCCUUUAUGAUAACUUUUAAAAUGUUUUGAAUUCUGGAAUAUUUUAAAUAAGUUGACAUUAUCUGUGAGAAAUACCAAUUUUUAUUAUUAAGGAUUUUUACAAAUCUAAUUGUUAAAUGCAGGCACUGUAUUUGGUGCUGAGGGUGGAUCUGUGUCUUUGGUACUGAUUUAUUUCCGUGUCUUAACUGAGUCGCAUUAAGAGCUGUUCUUCGCUGAAACAUCAUUCCUGGGUGCAGACUACAGAGUCAAAGUUCAGUUUAGCAGAUAACUGGAGGUUAAAAAAAAAAUCUUAUUGAACAGAAACUUGAGAAUUUUGUUUCUCCUGUAUUCUGCUCCCCAACACGUGCUCUGUUGCCUCAGGUCAGCCGCUGUGUAACCCUGGUCAGUAGCCGUGAGAUGCUGUUGCAAAGAAGCUGAGUGUCAGGCAUAUAGGGAUGCCAAGCUUCAUUUUAAAACCAAAUUCAUUGGUGGCUAGGUGUACUAUGGGAGAAUGAGAGUCAUAGUAAAGCAAAAUAAUAAUGUGGCACUCUACCAUUUGUAUUAUGUAUCCCCCAAAAACACAAAAGGGAUUGAAUAGUGAAGCAUGCAUGGCCAGCCAAAUGACCUGAAUCUUCUCCUGUAUCUUAUGGAAGUGAAUGACAAACACAGUACUUCACCAUUCCCAACACCAUUCCCAACUGCCUUCCCCAUAACUUGAGUGCUUCACUUCCACAUUAGGCCUGGUUGCAGAGGUUGAUUAGUAAGAGUGUCAAAGGUUAUGCGAAGGCAGGAGAAUGAGGCUAAGAGGGAAUGGCGGAGCAGACUCGUCUAAUUCUGAUCUUUUGUCUUAUGGGAGAAUUGACAUGAAGCAAAGUUUGAGUUAUCACUGGGCAAAGUGACGCAUUAUCAAAUGUCUUUAUUUCAACUUUCUUCUUCCCAGGUGAAGUUUAGAAUCUCACUGUUGGAAAUGUAUCUCAUUUUGCAUCUCCACUGAAAUCUCACAAAUUGAUCCUGCUGAUUUUUGAUGGUAGUUCAGCCAUUGUAAAUAACUGGGGCUGCUCAUCUUGUUUGGGGAAGUCCCCAUCUUGUUAAUGCCCAUUAUCUGUAAAUUGAAUAGUAAAUGCAAUGUGCCUGAAAUGAAUACUUCUUUAUGCAUUUUUGUUUGUGGCGGUAAGUUCUACCUUGAGGAUUGAACACUGAUUCAAUGCUGAGGGAGGGAGUGGUCGUAGAGUGGGAUUUUAACAAGUGGAGCUCGUGUGUUAUGCAGGGUUUUUAAAAAAUAGGAUCUUUUGAGAUUUCUUUACACAAGUUCCUAGGAUCAGAGCACCCCUCUUCAAGAAAACAGUUAAAUAGGAUGAGGCUUUGCCUGUGGAUUCUCCUUUCAACAUCUAAUCAUAUUUAUAGAGUGUCCUUAACAUCCUGCACUUUGAAAAAACAGGAAGGAUUAUCAAAUAAAACUUUAAUUUUGAGCCACAAAGGGUGAUGGACAAGUUUAAGCGUAUGAAGGGGCGGACAGGGAGGGAGUUCCAGUGCCUUGCCUUGCCUCAUCAAAUGGCUGAAGGUGGAACAAUGAAACUUGAGGUUGAUUAUUAUAGCUGCUGCUUUCCUGUUUCAGGACCUGCUAAUUCUGGUAUAGCUUGGUCUCCUCUACAUUUCUUUGUCCAUCAACAAAGAUUUCUGUUCAAAAUUGGCCAUUAAAUCACUAUUAUAUUGGGGUCAAGAUCUGCAACAUUGAAGGAGGUGUUGCCUGGAUGUUGCUUGUCAACCUCCACUUUUUCCAGGUUCCUCCAUUCAGUUCAGAUGGCAAAGUUUUGAAAAUUCCAGUCUCUCACUUCUGUGCACUGCAUUUAACAUUUGAGUGAGUCCAGCCUUUCAGUGCUCAAGGAGAGAAACUGCAUUGUGGAGCCUCAGUGAUGCAGGUUUAACAGGAUUCUUAUUUCUUGCAGAUUAUUAUCCUAUCACUGAGUCACCUCACUUCCUGGGGCACUGAGCUGACUGAACUGGCCACACACCUGCCUGUGACUCAGUAUUCUAUUCCUCAUUAAACAGUGAGCUACAGCCUUUCAUUUCAAAAUUUGAAAUCGCCUCUUCUGAUUUUCAUUACACUCAAAUCUUUAUUGUUUACAAAGCUAUCUUUUUAAAGAACGUCAUCCCACUCCCUCUUUGUAUUUUCAUUAUGUAUUUAUAAACCAUUACUGGACAAAUACUGGAAGUGCAUGUUUAAUUUAUAUUGCAUUAAAAAUUGUAUUGCUGGUUUAAUUUCCA
Molecule: messenger RNA, 6336 nt
Organism: Hypanus sabinus (Atlantic stingray)
Lineage: Eukaryota; Metazoa; Chordata; Chondrichthyes; Myliobatiformes; Dasyatidae
Gene: itpkca
Product: inositol-trisphosphate 3-kinase Ca
Exons: 7
Coding region: 1425-2744 (439 amino acids)
Biological process (GO): inositol phosphate biosynthetic process
Cellular component (GO): nucleus; cytoplasm
Molecular function (GO): inositol-1,4,5-trisphosphate 3-kinase activity; inositol tetrakisphosphate kinase activity
Source: RefSeq, a predicted model, not a curated record